Molecule: messenger RNA, 1287 nt
Organism: Menidia menidia (Atlantic silverside)
Lineage: Eukaryota; Metazoa; Chordata; Actinopteri; Atheriniformes; Atherinopsidae
Source: the annotation of a GenBank genome assembly
AAAGAAACAGUUACUUACUCCAGAGUGUCUUAUGGAGCUUCCUUUGGUGCUGAUCAGAAGCUGUUGGAUCAACUCAAUAAAUCUCCUAAUUUCCAUCUAAAAGAAGCAGAUCUGAAUGACUGUCAGAUUAUUUUUGUGUUCUGUAUCAUCAACACUCGCAUAGAGUCAGAUGUGGAGGCUGCCAUGGAAAAAAUCCCAGAAUCAGCUGGUGAUAAACCUGUGAUUCUUGUUGUGAUGCACCACACCAGAGACAUCAACUUUACAACAACACGGAAGAAAUGGAAGGAAAAAUAUGAACGAGUUCAGCUUGAUGUUGAAGUUCUCUUUCACAGUAGUGAAGAAGGCUUACUGAGAUGUGAAAAGAACCAACAAGCUGUUGAAGAAAUAAGCAGAAAUGUUCAACAAAUAAGAAAUAAAGUAGAGCCGAAAAGAGGGAAUGAGGAGAAAGAAAAUGGAGGAGGAAAGGAGGAGAAGAAAGAGGAGGGAGGAGGAAAGGAGGAGACUAAAGAGGAUGAAGGAAGAAAGGAGGAGAAAGAGGAGGGAGAAGAGAAAGAGGAGGGAGUAGGAAAGGAGGAGAAGAAAGAGGAGGGAGGAGGAAAGGAGGAGAAGAAAGAGGAUGAAGGAAGAAAGGAGGAGAAAGAGGAGGGAGUAGGAAAGGAGGAGACGAAAGAGGAUGAAGGAAGAAAGGAGGAGAAAGAGGAGGGAGUAGGAAAGGAGGAGAAGAAAGAGGAGGGAACAGAAAAGGAGGAGACCAAAGAGGAUGAAGGAAGAAAGGAGGAGAAAGAGGAGGGAGUAGGAAAGGAGGAGAAGAAAGAGGAUGAAAGAGAAAAGGAAGAGGACAAAGAGGACAAAAGAGGAAAGGAGGAGGACGAAAAGGAGGGAGUAGGAAAAGAGGAGAAGAAAGAGGAGGGAGGUGGAAAGGAGGAGGACAAAGAGGAGGGAGGAGAAAAGGAGGAGACGAAAGAGGAUGAAGGAAGAAAGGAAGAGAAAGAGGAAGGAGGAGGAAAGGAGGAAGAAAAAGAGGAUGAAGGAAAGAAGGAGAAGAAAGAGGAUGAAAGAGAAAAGGAGGAGGACAAAGAGGACAAAAGAGGAAAGGAGGAGGACGAAAAGGAGGCAGUAGGAAAAGAGGAGAAGAAAGAGGAGGGAGGUGGAAAGGAGGAAGAGAAUGAGGAUGAAGGAGGAAAAGAGGAGAAGAAAGAGGAGGGAGGUGGAAAGGAGGAGGACAAAGAGGAGGGAGGAGGAAAAGGGCAGAAGAAAGAGGAUGAAGGAGGAAAGGAGGAGAAAAAU